Molecule: messenger RNA, 603 nt
Organism: Penicillium riverlandense
Lineage: Eukaryota; Fungi; Ascomycota; Eurotiomycetes; Eurotiales; Aspergillaceae
Product: transporter
Exons: 2
Coding region: 1-603 (200 amino acids)
Biological process (GO): tripeptide transport; allantoate transport; dipeptide transport
Cellular component (GO): plasma membrane
Molecular function (GO): dipeptide transmembrane transporter activity; allantoate transmembrane transporter activity
Source: RefSeq, a predicted model, not a curated record
AUGGGUCGCGCACAAUCUCGCUUCGUGAAGGCUCGGCGCCUUUUCUCUCUUAUCCUCCACGAGGGUGCCACAUGGGGUAUCCUGCUCAGUAGUAUUCCUUCGCCAUCCUUUGGAUCUGGGAUUCUACUCACAUUGGUCCCUUUUUUCGGAAGUAUUGUCCUUUUGACCCUUCUAGAUAUCCAUAAAUGGGGCAUCGUUGUUAGUAGAUGGCUGGCAGCACAAUCAUCAUCUCUGAUGGUAGUCUCCCUCAGUCUGAUGGCAUUCAACGUCAAGGGAAACGCUAAGAAGCCCACCACAAACGCAAUAUUCUUUCUUGGGUACUCGACAGGCUACAUUAUAGGACCACAGUUGUGGCAAGCCCCCGAUGCGCCGCGCUACAUCAAAGACCGUAUCAGCAGUAUUUUCAGCUGGGUGUUACUCGUUAUGUUCUUUGGCAUGUAUUACGUCCUCUUCAGAUGGGAGAAUUUUAAGCGCAGAACUCUUCUGCUCCAACAGACAGAAGACGAGACUGGUCACGAGGCUCCUCCCGAGCAGCUCGAGAAAGGCCCGCAUGUCGGUGUGGACGUCAAUUCUGACUCGGCCGAUAGGCCGGAUCUGAUCUGA